Temnothorax curvispinosus is the source of this 1934-nucleotide messenger RNA. Its product is annotated as F-box/LRR-repeat protein 4-like. NCBI's taxonomy places the organism in Eukaryota, Metazoa, Arthropoda, Insecta, Hymenoptera, Formicidae. Bases 36 to 1934 code for a protein of 632 amino acids. Gene Ontology annotation, molecular function: protein binding. The record is from RefSeq and is a predicted model, not a curated record. The transcript is spliced from 7 exons.
UCUCCAUAUUUUUGGUCUUUUUUCAGAGAGAAAAUAUGGCAUCCAAUUACCAAUCUUUAUAUGGUGAGAGUUGUGGUCGAUAUCCUUAUAUCGGCAGAAAAUCCGUAGGAGAAGAGGAUAUUAGCGUUGACUUCAGCUAUCAAUUUGUGAAGAAAAGACACGUUAAAAUCCACUCUAAUCUCAGUGUAUUUUAUACGGCCCCUGACAUAAUUGGACCACCCAAAUUUUCAAACUAUGGAGAACCAUUUCAGAAAUUGAAUGGAUGGAAUAGUGAUAUCAACAUUUCAAUAACUCCGUGGCAAUACGAAGAAUCCAUGACAACUUAUCAUAGAAUACUACUUCCGCCACGGGAUCAACCGAUCGGACAUAAUUACAUUGAUAUCGAAUUUCAUGAAGCUGUAUAUCCAAUCAGAGUUUCUAUAUACGAAAUGUCACGAAACAAUCCUGGAGACGUAAUUCAAAUUUUGGCUCAAGAUGAUUCUAAUAAUAAGUGGUUUAAAUUGUGGGGAACUGAUUAUAAGUCUGAGAUUGAUCUUCAACAACAAUUGGCAACUGAAACUGAUUAUAAGUCUGAGAUUGUACCUCCGACAUCAAGAUUAUUUUCUCCACCCUUAUCACACCCGCGUGACUUUAAAACAAAAAUGCUAAGAUUAUUUUUUAAAGACAGAUAUACAGAUUUCCAUGAAAUACCUCUUUACACAAAGCUAGAUGCUGUGAUGCUUAUCGGUACAUCAAAGUUGGUUCGUCCUAAAAAUUAUGACAAGAGUUUAACUAAUCUGUUAAAGGAAAUUAAUUGCAUGUACUUUUCACACCAUGAGAAUAUUCAUAAUUUAACAGCAGAUUUCAAAAAUGCACAUUUGGAUAUAGAUUAUUUGCAACGACAUUUUUCUGAAUAUUGCAUUAUAAUGGAAUAUUGUAAGAAUGGAAGCUACAUAAGAAGGGUUUCUAAGGGGAGUAUUUUGAGAGAGAAUUUGAUGCACAAAAAUGUAUCUCUGGAGGUAAUUCGUCAUUCGAAUUGUGCAAAACGUAUAAAACUCUCUUCGGAUGAAUCCAAGGAGCUAUCACGUUGCAAUAUAUUUGACCUUCCUGAUGAAAUACUACUAAUAAUAUUAAAAAACUUGGAUCUGAUGACGUUAUGCCGCUUGAAUCGUGUAAAUAAACGCUUCAAUUAUUUGAUACGAGAUCCUCGACUCUAUACACGUUUGAAUAUACACUGUUCACCUUUCGCAAAGUAUUCUGUGAAUUUUCGGUUAGAUAUGGCAGAACGCGAUAUGAGCAAUAUAUUUUGUUACUUUACAUCUAGAUGUAAAUAUUUGCAGCAGUUAGAUCUUACAAAAAGCAUAUUUAGUGUUGAGGAUUUUAAUAACUUCCUUGAUAAUUGUGGCAGACGUUUGACGCACUUAAGAUUAGGAUACUGCCGUUCUAUCAAUAAUCUUGCCCUACUCAAAAUUUCAGAGAUAUGUGUAAAUUUGAAAGAAUUGAAUCUAGAUUAUUGUCAUCGCAUAGACGACGAAGGAUUUUCGUAUCUAGAGAAAUUAAAUGGUUUGGAACAUUUAAACCUUUGUAAUGCACAUGCCUUAAAAGCUGAAUGCCUUUACAAAAUACUGCAAAAAAAUCAACGGAUGCGUGAGGUCAAUCUUGAAAAUUCACUCUAUAUGAGAACUACACCUGCAACACAGCUGUAUAAAUUUAUAAAUUUGUGUCCUAACUUGGAAGUAAUACGUUUAGAGGACCGUAUUCUUACAUCGCAGGAUUAUGACGUUCUCGUUGACUGUAAAAAUUUACGAAAAGUGUACCUUCCCCGCCAGUAUACCUUGUUGUUGUUAGACAAUAGGAAAGAAUAUAAACCGCAUCAGCAGUUUGCGCAGGUGUUAGUCAGAAUAGUGCAGGAGAGUUUGGUCUUGUUUCAUAUUCAAUUUGAAUUUUACAUCUGA